CAUGGCUGUCGGAGAAAAUGGAUCGUGAAGAUGAAACUGUGGAAGAACAUGAUAAAUAUGCCUUCUUCCUCGGCUCGGCUAUAAGAAGCGAAGACCCAGAGCAAUUCCUAACAGUAUACGAUUCAAUCAUCCCCAAAACAUUGCCAGAAACUUCGGUUGAGCGUAUCAAGGAGCGGGCUCGUGACAUAGCCGGGCUACCAGAGAAGGAGUUUCAUGAGUUGGUCCUGAACGCCCGAGACUAUUCUCUGGCUCAGGACAGGCAGCUGAAGAUGACCUCCUCUGCCUCCAGCAAGGAAGCCUUCUUCAGCGCAGUAGAUGGCGACGAUCUACGCUACAUCGAUGACGAAGAAGACGCACAUGAUGACGACGUCAGCACAGAUGACUCCCGCAGCCCUCCCAAAAAUGACCGCCACAUCCCCCAGCUGAUUGGCCUGUUGAAACCUCCUGAUCUGGAUGAUGAUCUGGAGCCAGUGGGCAGUGACUCUGGGGUGUUUAACAUCAGCAAGGCCACUGGGACAGCCAGCAUGGAUAGUGGCUCAGACAAACAGGAUGACAGCGACACAGAAAUCCCUUACUCUAGGCUGAACUCCUCCAGCAAUGCUAUGCCAGCAGCCCCAGUCAAAGACAAACCUUGGGAUGAGGCGUACCCGGUAGACUCUGACAGUGGGUCACAGCUGGAGCUGGAGUCACCGCGCAGCGACACAUCACACUCCAGCGGGGCUGAUGCCCGCCUCAACGCUUGCGAAGAGGUCGAGAUGGAAACCUUUCGCAUUGACCGCACUCGCAGUUACGGGUCUCUUGAUGCAGACUCCACGUGUAUUCACAAACAUUUGUAUGGUGGCCGGAGAUCAGACUACAACCAUACUUUUCCCGUCUUGAAGAAGGAAAGCCACACAGACUGUGAUGAAUUUGAUGUCUCUGAGCUUCCAGAUGCUGUGUGUGAUGACAGCAAGACGAAGUAUGGACAACGCAGUAGCUCUGCUAACAUAUACCCUGUGAAAAAAGUGUCAGCAAAUGUUGACGAAGGUUCCAUGUUUCAUAAAAUGAGCAGUCAAACGGACUCGGAUAAAAAAAACUUAUCUUACUUUAGUUCUCGUUCGUACAGAAACAGCAGUUCAUUAGAUAGUCCGAGCCGUUUGUCAACGUUUAAGUUGAAUGAUGAUGAUGAUGACAAAAAGAAAAAGAAAAAGAAGAAAGGUUCCAAAGAUGACAAUGACAUUGGUCUGUUCUCUCGGAAGGAUCGGUCAGACACCGAUGUGAAUGGGAACCCUAUAACCUUUCCGUUGGACUACAUGAGCAGGAGGGAGCUUAAGACAAAGACUAUCAGUCAUUCUGACACCGCCAAGUCCACCGCUUUUGACAGUGCCCUUCCUCCAACUUCCUCGAACAACGAUGCUGAAGAACAUGGCAAUGGAAAUCAGAGAAGCCGGCACAGCAAUCCGAAAAAGAAAUGUCGUGAGAAGGAGGUUCAUCCUGAGAAAGAAGAGGGUUAUAUAGGGGACAAAGACAUUGACUUUAUCCUGGAGGCCUUGCAAGAAAAUGGGAAGGGUUCGAAACCAAAGAAAGCAGCCAGUGGACAGAGAGAGGGCAUGGCUUUGCAAGCUGUGAGCAAAAUCGAAAAGGCGGAGUCGAAAAAUGUGAAAAACAAUAAAUCUGACAAGAAACAAAAACAGGUGGUACAUGUUGUCAGUGCAUGUUCUGUCAGUGAGGAAAGUGUCACGAGACAAGUUAUGUGUGAAGUGAACAAUAAGUAUAGCUACAUCAGACUUAAAAACUCAACUGUGAUUCCACAUACCACUGCAAUUCCACAUACUACUGCAAUGGGCACAGCCAAUGGAAAGCUGGAUAACUCAGACUUGGUGCAAGUGAUUGUGGAGAGUUCAAAUCUUGACAGUAAUAGCUUACCAAAGGACUGUAUGGCUAAAAUAAUUCCUUCAGCAGAUGUGAAUCCCUCGACAUUAACUGAUGACACGUUUGACAUGCUUAGUAAAUCUAUAGAUACUGAUGCGUGUAAAGUGGAUAGUCCAGCUUUGAACACAGGUAUAGAUAAAACGAAAGUUAGCCUGAAAGUGGAAUUGUCAACCAUUAAUACAAAUUCUGAUAAGGAAGAUGUGAAGGAGUUGGUGUGUCCCAAGUCCGUGCCAGGUAACACCUGUGAAGACGAGCCACCCAAGAACCCAGAGAAAACUGGUGUAAAAGACUUUAUUGAUAUUCAGAAAACAUGUGAUAACCUGGAUCCAAUUGAGGCCAGACAUGAUCUCAGUGAGAAUGGUCCCCCAGAUAAGUACAGCGAGUUUUAUAUGUUUACUGACGUGGAAAUUCAGAAAGUGGAUCGCGAUGCCGAGUUUUGUCCCGUUGUUCACAAGAAGAAAAAGAGAACUACUGCCAAAGACCCUGCACCGGUGACGGUGCAUAAAAGUGGUGCCCUGCCUCUGUUCACCCCGCGUGCGACUGGUGCAGCCACGGAUAGUUAUGUCAAUUGUCGUGAUUUUAGUCAGCGAAAUGACAGUCGUAAGUUCACCCGCUCUGUCACUCCUCCUCCAUCCUCACAAUCUGUUGAAAACCAGAAGCUUCGGGAUCUCAGUCCAUCAGCUUUUCCUGUUUUACGACGGUCUGUGGUCAGCAAAGGGAAGGGCACGCUGGGGGAGGGGCGGAGGAACUCCACAGGAGAUGUGUCUAUGGAGGUGGUGGUUAGUAGAAUUCAUGACGACAGUGACAUGGAAUCUGUCAAGUCAUUGCCUGCAGCUUCACAGACUAAUGACACUUCGCCCGGUGUUUCACGGCCUAUCAUAUCUUAUGCAAAAGUCGCAGCGUCCCCAAAACCUCAUGUAACCUCACCCUUGUCUCCUCCAUCCAAUGACAAAAGUGACACUUCGCCUGCACGCCAGCAAACUGUGUGGAAGGGUAAUGUGCGGGAGCGGCGUCACUCCCUGGGCUCUAGUCCGGACUGCCCUACAGAGGAGGGCAAGUUAUCAGACGCUUUGCGCCACAAAAGUGGCAGUCAGACUUGCCUGGCUGCGGAUUGUGCCUGCUCAGAAUCAGUUAGCCCAGGUGCGAUAUGUAAAAACAGAGAGUGUAUGCUCAGCCAGUCGGACACAGUGUCUGUACAAACGGCUGAGGCCUGCAUGAAGUGUGACCACAUGCAGACAGGUCAAAUAACCAAAGAUAAUCAGCCUAGUGUCAAAUCUCGAAAGCUUGGCUUAUGUGAACCCCCAGUGCCUGCUGCUACCUGUAGUUUCCAUGUUGAAAGUGUAAUUAGUACUAGUUCAUCCCCUCGCCAGCCCUCAAGACACGACAGCAUUCAUUCCCAGUUUCAAACUCAGUGCUCUGCUGAAAGUGUUAAAGGUGAAAUCAGUUCUGUUGAUAGAUUUGGUCACAGUGCAGGGUUACCUGGUGUAGCAGGAAAGCUCCACAGGGGGAGCCACUCUCCAGGUGAUGUCCUUAAACUGCCGCCAAACAAUGGCAAGAAAUUCAAACACUCUGUGAUUUUCUUAGACAAGAGGCUUGCCGGGCCGCCUCAGGAUUUAGGGAUUACUUUUGGAUUUGAGCCCGAUUUGGAGAGCAGCCAAACUCCUGGGGGUAUGGAGGUAUCUGUUGACGCAGUUGAGGACGGGGUAAACGAUGUGCCCAUGUUACCCGAGGGUAUUUUGGGGAAGAAUGACCUUGCUGCCCCAAUAGCAGACUCCCUAACCCCCAGUACUGCCGCCAGCAGAAAGCUCACACACCCUAAACAAACUGAGACCGGCAGUGUGGCCUUGAGAGCUUCAGGUGGUGUUCAGGACAGCGUGAAGCAGAGCCCCAAGCCAAUCCACAGCCCUGAUGCAGCCCUGAAAGGGCCCAGUGCUGUGCCCUCCUCGGCCAGGCUGAUGCCUGCUGCCUCAUCAGACCUAACAAAGCCAGCUAACAAAGGUGCGUACCCAGGCUCAACACUGAAUGGAGUAGUCAUGUCUCUUGUUCAGGCGGACAAAAACUCUGCGUCUGUAGCAAGAACAGUGGAGGCUGCUGUCCUCACCAGAGACACUGGCUCAGCUGACAAACUCACAGACUCGGCCAUUCUAUACUCAUCUGAAACCCCCCCAUUAGAGAAUAUCUCUAGCUGCCUUCUGCCUGGGCCCCCAGCUGAUCCCCAGAAUAAAACUGGUUAUCAGACUAAUAGCAGCAGUACUUCCACUUCCUCCUCCUCCAUGGUGAUGUCCGGCAGUAGCUCUGUCGCUGAGACCCUCCUCACAGUCCACUACGGGAAAAGUAUCCCAAUGUUGUGUUUGUCUACCUCGGCGCCUGGCAAACCCUCAUCUCUUAGCACCCAUGCUGGGGUCGAUGACUGCAUCAACAUGACGACGGAAAUACCACCUGAGAAAAAUGGACCACAGAAAGUCAUCAAAUUUCAGCUGGAAGAAGGAACAAAGGGUAAAUUCAACUGGGAAGAAGCUGCGAAGUUUUUAACGAAAGAAUGGGAAAAAAUUCUUACACAGAAAGAAAAGAGCCCAGAAUCAGUGCUGAUGUAUUCGUGUAACUCUGCUUGUUGAGUUGCUUCCCUUGUGUUGGAGAAAAGAAUCGGCCAGUAGUUUCCCCUUGUUCUGCUUUUGACUGAGCAGCCAGCAGUGUCCCUGUUACAGCAAUGACAGAUGAAUUGUGAAUAUUUUGCAGCGGCCCCUUUUUGAGAGUUGAUUGUCAUAGGAAUAAACUGAGACCAGAUAUGAGGCGUGAACAAUGGGUUUGAAUCGUUGACUUACCAGAAAUAUCUCGCCGAUAAGACAUCCAGUCCUGGAGGAAAUGGAACACAGUCUGUAUACUUGGAAAGAAAAGGCCUGUCUGAACUCGGAAGUUUCUCAGAUGGUUUUCAUACGAUUGAUCCCUAGUUGAUUGAAAAUGGCUGGGAUUUGACAUUUAGAAAAAAAAGAAACAACAAGCUGUCCUGAUCUGUAGACAGGAUAAAUUAUGUUAAGGGAUUAAAUGUGAUUGGUAAAAACGAAUGGCAACUAAACAGAUGUUAAUUCAUGCAGAUGGGGUGGAAACAGUGGUGACAUUAGCAGUGUUGCAGUUCGAUAUGAAAUAUAUGGACAAGUUAAGAACAACAGUUCAGGAAAGUGAGGACUUGUGAUAAAUAACCGCAUUGUGAGAAUAGAAUGAAACAUAUUUCAUGCAGGAUUCGAGAAAGUGAAUGUCAGCAGGUUGUGAAAUGAUCCUCUUCCUCCUGUAGACAAUAUAGAAGUGGACAGUUCUGGAUGUGCAGACAUCUGCAUUUGGCAGGUGCUUUGAAGGCAAAAGGAAAACCCAGCUUAGUGUGAACCCUGUGCCGUUGCAAGGAGACGGGAAUUAAAACAUCUCAUAUAGCAGUAUUUGGGAUGUGUAUUAUACUAGUGUGAAGAUAUCCAGUCUAGUGCCAACGAUUUGUCAAAACUAAUGUUGACCCCCUGCUAAAAGACUUGGCUUCCAUUGCAUCACAUCAUUUCCAGCUACUGAUCAUCUCAUGUGCUCACUCAAUGGGCAUAAACAUCAAUAAAUAGAGCAUUGAUUGGCAUCAUGGAUAAAUUUGUCAUGGCUGGUAAGACUAAGGUACAAUUCGUCAGCCAGCUGCCCAGGCAUGAGUAACACAAGACGGAAUUACACAUCAGGGCAGCUGUGUAGUCUGUGGAAUAAUGGACUUGCCAUAUCAGCCAGACAUGAUAGGACUGAAAGAAUACUGCAGUAUCUAUGUGCAUCUGCUUAACGGUGCCUGUUGGAUUGCAGUGGAAAAUGUCAGGCUUGUUACGGUGUAAAAUGUUAUUUAAUAUUAUCACGUUUCAUGCCAGUUGGCUGGUGUGUUGUGAGAGACAUUAUGUACGUGUGUAUAUACAAACGGAUACACAUUAGAAACCUGCUUCAAGUGACUUCCAAUAAGAAAAAAAAAAUGAAAUGAUACCCAUAAAUGUAAUCUGAAGAAACGAAAAAUGAAAAAAAAAAAAAAGUUAAUGUCAGUGUGACAAAACCCUUUAAUACAUGUAUGUAUGUCUUCAGUGGUAGAAUGCAGUAGAAUUUCAUCACAUUCUCAACAGUUUGACAUGACCUCCAAUACUUGACAACUGUUGUUAUUAAGGGAGCAUGUCCAGCUGUCCACUUCACUGUGAUAACUGGUCUGGUCAAUGAUUGACGGGCCAAGUAACCAACAUAAUGACUGCUGCGUGUUCAAAAUGGGCGGAGUCUUCACGUGGCUGUGUUUGAUAUUUGACAAUUUGUAAAUUAUUUUCACCAUUAAUCUGCAUUCUACUGGGUGCUACAAUCCACCAAGGCCUGUUCAAACGUGCUUUGUUUUUAGAUACUGUCCUUGUUUUGUUGCUGUUUUUUUUUGCUGUUUUUGCCUAGACUUAGUAUUCUUUUCCUCCCUCUUUUAGGGCAAGCUCUGUCAGUUCUGUGUAAAUUUGAUGACCUCAUUUUUGUGUUGAAUAUUUUUAGCAAAUUUGGAGUAACAAGUUUGUGCUGUCCUUGUUAAAGCUAAAUAUAUAUAAACAAAUUCUAACUUAAAAGUGGGUUAAUAAUACUUUGUAUGAUUUUGAUUUUCAUUUAGUGUGUCUACAUAUAUCUAUACAUGUUAAAUUCUUGUCUCCUUCAAUGUACUUGUUAAAAUUGUUUGGCUUAUGUGUGCUUAACAUCCACUGAAAACGGUUUUAAUUACGGAUGGGUUUCUUUAUGCAUAGAGGAAACUUUGGCUGUGGGUAAGGUUUGCAUAUAAAUGUCUUGACUGUCCAAUCUUGCCAUACCACAUUGCCUACAUAUUUUCUCCCUGCAAAUUUUGAGGAACUGUGUGUAUCAUUCACUUUUCACCUACACGUGUAUCCUAAGCAGCUACAGUACAUGUGUAAGAUUUAGAUAAACUUUUUUGCUGAAAAGAAAUGACCCAGCUAUAAUUAAGAAUGGCAUACACUUUAUCGACAGUCUGUUUAUGACUGAAACACAGACUUUGUUAGAAUUGCUUAUGCAUUUAACAUUGGGAAAGGAAUACAAUUAAAAAAUUUCAGUGAAUGAAUAUAAAGAAAAAAAUAAUAUAAUUGGUUAAUCUUUGUACUUCUUCAUAGUUUAACAAAUGUUAUAUUUUCUGUAUACGUCAGGGUAUACAUAAAUAUGAAGACGUGUAUAGAGUCCACAUUUCAGUGUACAGUUUUCAGGAAUUAUUGGACAUUUUUGCAAGUUUACUUACUUGUACAUGUAGAUUUAAUAGAAAUGGCAUCUGAAUAAGGUUGAUCACAAUUGUUGAUAACCAGGCUAGUUUUUGCAUACCAUUAGUGUACAUGUAUUUUUUGUCUUUGUUAUGUAUGCGAAAAAGGGCUGAAUGCACCUAAAGGCACAUUCUGUAUGUGUAUUUGUUUCCUCCCGCCCUAUCUCAGUAUUGACAGUUUACAUGUGUUGAAAAUAACACUUGUAGUUAUGAACUGUCACCUCACUGAUAUCCCAUAGCUGUGGCUUUUCACCUCACUGAUUUCCUGUAGAUGUGACCUGUCACCUUGCUGAUUUUUCGACGCCCUCUGCCCACCACCAAGUUUACAAUCUUCUUAAUUGUUAUUUAUGUCGACAUUUUGUUCCGGUUGUCUCAUUCUUACUGCUUAUUUUCUGCAUUUGUUAUUUGAUUAAUAUUUGCGCUAUGAAUUACUGUCAAGAGGGAAAAGAAAUCUGUGUUCAGGUAGACUAGUUCAUUGUGUAUUAUCACACUUGUCAGUUGUAUAAAUAGCUUGAUAAUACUGUUAAAAAAAAACAAACAACAUCUGUCCGUUUUCAUGCCAAAAGUCAAUAAAUAUUGCCUUAAUGUUGGCUAAACAACAAAGAAACACCCAAACAGUUAUCUUCAUUUACAUGUAAGAUUUUAAGAUCCAAGAUCUUAAGCAUCCAAGGCUAUUGGUACUGUAUAUGUUCAGAAUCCAGCAGUGCAGAUGUAGAUCACUGGAAUUACAUGUAAUACAUGUUUUAGUAGCGAAAAAGCAUGCGCCAACAGCCACGGGCACAUUUAAAGAAAUGAUAUCAGUAAAUUGGAGUUUUGGCACCCAUAAAUGUGAAUCGCCCUCCUUCAUAAGCAGUGUGUAGGGCAUACAUUGUGCCUGGAACAUUUGCUUGUACGUCAGGACUGGACAAGAGAUGUUCCAAUGUUGAUCCAACUUUUUCGACACCUAAGUUAGUCCUAAAUUUACCCUGGGGUGACAUCUUUGUAUCACAGUUUGAAAAGAUUUCACAAUUCCCAGUGUUUGCCUAACAGAAUUUAAGCUGCAUAUGUGUCAGAGUCAUGAACAUGUAGCUGUAUGGGCUGCUGACAUAUGGUACAGAACCUACGUCAAAUUUCACCCAUGACUUAAGUUGUACUUUUUGAUGGAUUCUGACAGUUCUACUAAUCCACAUGUAAGAAAGGUGCUCCGAGGCUUUAAGAAAGGUACAUGUCGGAUGAUACCUUACUUGAAUAAUAA
Molecule: messenger RNA, 8426 nt
Organism: Liolophura sinensis
Lineage: Eukaryota; Metazoa; Mollusca; Polyplacophora; Chitonida; Chitonidae
Exons: 5
Coding region: 18-4526 (1502 amino acids)
Source: RefSeq, a predicted model, not a curated record